GGAAGAAAGAAAGACUAGUAGAUUAUAGAUUAUAGAUUAUAGAUUGAUAGAUAGAUAUUAGAAAGAGAGAGAGAGAAAAGGUCGAGCUGUAAUCACAUGGGGUUUUCUUUAGUUGGGGCCUCCCUCCUCCGUUCCACAAUUAUGAGCUGAAACUUCUUCUUCUUCGCCUUCUCCGGUGAAUCCAUGGCCGACGAUAAGGAGAUGUCCGCUCCUGUUGUGAAUGGUAAUGAUGCUCUUACUGGACACAUAAUUUCAACAACCAUUGGUGGAAAAAAUGGAGAACCUAAACAGACCAUUAGUUACAUGGCAGAGAGAGUUGUUGGAACAGGAUCUUUUGGAGUAGUUUUUCAGGCAAAAUGCUUGGAAACUGGGGAAACUGUAGCAAUAAAGAAAGUGUUGCAGGAUAGAAGAUACAAAAACCGUGAAUUGCAAUUAAUGCGCACCAUGGACCAUCCAAACGUGGUGCGUCUGAAACAUUGUUUUUUCUCCACCACGAGUAAUAACGAGCUUUUCCUCAACUUGGUUAUGGAAUAUGUACCUGAAAGCAUGUAUCGAGUUUUGAAGCAUUACGGAAACCUCAAGGGGACAACGCCUCUCGUCCUUGUCAAACUUUACUCUUAUCAAAUCUUUAGAGGACUUGCUUAUAUGCAUAAUGUCCCUGGAGUUUGCCACAGAGACUUGAAACCACAGAAUGUUCUGGUUGAUCCUGUAACUCACCAUGUCAAAAUCUGUGAUUUUGGAAGUGCAAAGAUGCUUGUGAAAGGUGAAGCAAACAUAUCGUACAUAUGUUCGCGUUACUAUCGGGCUCCUGAACUCAUUUUUGGCGCCACUGAAUACACAACCUCCAUUGACAUAUGGUCUGCUGGAUGUGUACUUGCCGAGCUCCUAUUGGGCCAGCCUCUAUUCCCUGGAGAAAAUGCAGUGGACCAACUUGUAGAGAUAAUUAAGGUUCUUGGUACGCCAACCCGUGAAGAGAUUCGUUGUAUGAAUCCAAAUUACUCAGAUUUUAGGUUUCCACAGAUAAAAGCUCAUCCCUGGCAUAAAAUUUUCCACAAACGCAUGCCUCCUGAAGCCAUUGAUCUUGCGUCCCGUCUACUCCAAUACUCCCCAAGUCUUCGCUGCACUGCCCUAGAGGCAUGUGCACACCCAUUUUUUGAUGAGCUUCGAGAUCCCUAUGUCCGCCUUCCCAAUGGCUCCCAAUUGCCUCCUCUAUUCAAUUUUAAACAAGAGUUAGCCGGUGCAUCAACAGAGCUUGUGAACAAGUUGAUCCCAGAGCAUGUGAGAAGGCAAAUGGGUAUGAACUUUCUGCACCCAUCAGUCACAUAAAUAUGGUUAUAGGAGAAUAACCUGGGCUAAUUGCUUUAUUUGAUGGGAAUUUAUCGCAAGAAAAGCUAUGUUACCUCUUCUGUCAGCUUUGAGAAGAAAACCGUAGCACCCUAAGUUACUGCUGCCUUUCUUUAUUUUCAGUGUCACGGUUUUCCAUUGGCCGAGCCUCCCAAAAGCAAAAGGGAGGUGGCUUGUAGGAAGACCAGCUUGUAUAUGUCUAUUAUUAUUAUUACUACGAAUCUUUGCAAAAUUCUAGAGUUUUUUUCUUCUUUUUUUUCAACCUGUGAAGGAUAGAGGAUAUGUCAAUGCAUAUGUAUGGGGCCCAAGUGGGUUAGGAGAGAUGACUUGUGUUAUUUAGUGUUCUAUGAUUGUUUUAAGAUUGCUUAUUGAUACUUUUACUAGUUAUGGUUUGCAUUAUU
Messenger RNA from Impatiens glandulifera, 1745 nucleotides. RefSeq names its product shaggy-related protein kinase eta-like. Gene Ontology annotation, biological process: protein phosphorylation; signal transduction. The coding region runs from base 184 to 1326 and encodes 380 amino acids. Gene Ontology annotation, molecular function: protein serine/threonine kinase activity; ATP binding. The transcript is spliced from 12 exons. Lineage: Eukaryota; Viridiplantae; Streptophyta; Magnoliopsida; Ericales; Balsaminaceae. The record is from RefSeq and is a predicted model, not a curated record. Gene Ontology annotation, cellular component: cytoplasm.